GAUAGCUACACUGAGGACGACAUGGAGUUUAAGCAACAGGAUAUCCCUGACAUAUCCGUGCGACGCAAGACUCAGCGAGAGAGACAUCUCCCGGCUUACCUUGAUGAUUAUGAAGUUGAAUACCAACCCAAAUCAACUAUCUCAACUGAUAAGCCAACAGCAGGCACAGAGGCAGGGAUGGCUAUAGAUCAGCGCUCUGCCAAGCCGCGCUCGACCUCUUCACGGUCACAUGCCUCAGGUUCUCAAUGCAGCAAACCUAGAUCCCAGGCUAGCGGACACUCACCUUCUGGAGGCUCUAUCAUCGCAGGGCUAACUGAUUUGCAGACAGCGAUGUUGGAAGAGAAGAUGAAGGGCAUGGAGCUAGCAGAAUUGCAGCGGCAGAUGAUGGAAGAGAGUCUAGCUGAGGAACAGUGUUUAAUCUUGGAUGCUCAGGCCCGGGAAGCCCUCAGUAAGAAGGAAGAAUUAUACAUGCAGCAAGAAAGGCAGAGACGUCAAUUAGACGAAGAGGCACGUACUGCUCACGACACCAGAGAAUCUAUUACCAGACGUCUAUCAAUGCAGCGUCGACUCAAAGAGAAGGAGAUGGAGCUAAAGAAAGCUUCCCUCAUCGCUGCUUUCCUUCGUGAUCAAGAAGAUGGGUUGCCAUCAUCUAGAUCUCUAAAUAACUGUGAGUAUGAAUCAGGGCUUCAGGCUUGCAGCAGUGGUGUAAACUCUCAAGUGGAUCUGUCGGAGCAGCCAGCACAUAACACACAGGGACGUAAUAGCUAUGUGAAUGCUCUCCCACCUUCGAUCUUGCCAGUGGAUGCAUCAGUACCAGAUACACAGCCCUUACCUCCCACCAGCUCCUCGGCUGACCCUGAGCCAGUAUCUGAACCUCUCCAUGGGUGCCCAACACAGCAUAUCCAUCCUGCUAUGGCUACUCCCUCAGCUGGUCAUCAGUAUGGUCUGCAGCUAGGUGUAAAUCACCCCCCUACCACCUACUCAACUCCAGCUCUCCGACCUGCAGCAGAGGACAGCUCUAAUAUCCCUAGCAGACAAUCACAGCCUCCUGGAAAGGUGAAACAUCAGGGAUGGCCUCCUCCAGUGCCACACUCAACACCCAGUCAGUUCCUACUGCUUCCUAAUUUACAGUCCCGCCUGCGGGAUAAUGUCGGACCAACUGGCUGGAGGCCCACAGCGCCGUCUUCACAGUCAGAGACACCGUUGCCACCUAUUGACAGCAAGGGCAACAACUUAAUGGAACUGCUCAUUGCCAGCUCGUAUGGGAUCCCCAAGCCAGCACUACCUUCUUUCGCCAGUGGUAAGGAAAGUGAUUUUGCGCUUCUUAAAAUGGCUCUGGACAGUCUGCUCGGCAGCCAUACUCAUCUCACAGAGCAGUUCAAAUAUCAAAUCCUUCUGGAGCAGUUAAAACUACCAAGUGCUUACAAACUAGCACAGGCAUAUAUGCAUGAUCCCCUGCCAUAUACUACAGCGCUCCAGGCUCUCCAAGACAAAUAUGGUCAACCCCGCCAGCUCGUACAGAGUGAGCUUGGAUCGAUCCUGAACUCUCCCCAAAUCCGGGUGGGGGACCCAGAAGCCUUCGACAAUUUUGCUCUGGAUGUGCAGGCUUUAGUAGGUAUGCUUCGAUCACUGGAAGGUGAAAACGGCUACGAACUGCGAUGUGGCUCUCAUGUUGAUAAGUUACUGAGCAAGCUUCCAGCAAGCUACAGAGAUGGGUUUGUUGAGUACAGCCUCAGUCGUGGGAUACUGAGAACUGGAACUGACAAGACAUACACCCUGCCGGAUUUUUCGGCCUGGCUCCAAGUGAAAUCGCAGGCGAAGCGCAUAUCCAGUAGGGCAGCCGACAUGUUUCAGGACCAGACCAAACAAGGUCAGAAAGGCAGGAAAAGCCAAAGGUAUCCUUCCACUGUGUAUUACAACACAGACAACAGGAAGGGGGAUGGAGCCCAUCUGGAACCAGGUCAUCGGACAUCUCCCAUCAAAGGGAAGAUUAAGCCAAAACCUUAUUGUCCAUACUGUGACACACGUGAGCAUUACCUUAAUCUUUGUCCCAAAUUUAAGACACUGUCCACCACCCAAAUUGCAGAGUGGAUCAAAGAUAAAGGUUGUUGGCGUUGUGGACGGAAUCACGCACCAGAUGUGUGCACCCUGAAGGCACCCUGUAAAGUGUGCAAACAGCAACAUCUCACCGUGCUGCAUGAGGUUUGCCAACAGGAGCCCAGGAAAGUCCUGAUGGUUGGUACUGCCCCAGAUACGUCCACCAUCUACAUUGAUCACCCAAACCGUCCUCAUAAGGUCCUGCUAAAAGUUGUGAAGGUGUGUCUGUACAAUGCUGAGUAUUCAUUAGAGACCUUUGCUGUACUAGAUGACGGUUCUGAACGAUCCAUCAUCCUACCACCAGCUGUGCAGCACCUCAAUCUACAGAAGGAAGCCGAGACACUUCCACUAAGAACUGUUCGUCAGGAUGUGAUUCACCUGCAAGGGGCCUCAGUCUCCUUUGAGAUUUCUCCUGCCCAUGAUCCUAAAGUGAGAUACCACAUCCAUCAUGCCUUCACUGCUGACAAACUGGGCCUCUCUGAGCACAGUUAUCCAGUUAAGGCACUCAUGCAAAAAUAUGCGCACCUGCAGGGACUCCCACUUUCCCCUGUCGACAGGGUGCAGCCUUUAGUCCUUAUUGGCUCAGACUUCCCUCAUCUGCUUGUCCCAACCAAACCGGUACGGUCUGGUCCUCCUGGGGGUCCAUUGGCAGUUUGUACCCGCCUUGGAUGGGUUCUGCAGGGUCCAGCUAACUUAGCCCAGUUCGCUGUGGAAGAGCAACAGUGUCUCUUUACUGGGUCCCCAAGUAAUGAUCUCCUUCAACAUGUAGAACGAUUGUGGAAGGCGGAUGUACUCCCAUACACAAAUGUGAAGACCGCGACACGUUCUAAGGAAGAUCAGAAAGCACUUGAAGCUCUUGAGCAGCGCACAAUCAGAGUGCAGGUGGAGGGAGUGACCAGAUAUGCAACGCCCCUCCUCCGUCGCAAUGACAGUCCUCGCCUCUGGGCACCCAGGCUGGCCUUGCUACCACAGCUACGGAGUACUGAACGCCGCAUAGUGAGAGACCCAGGGCAGGCUGAAACCUAUUGUCAGGAAGUGCAUAAACUGGAGGUGGUAGGCUAUGUUGAGAAGCUAUCGCCUGAGAAGGUGGACUGUUCGAGCGAGUCAUGGUAUCUGCCCCACCAUGUAGUUCACCACAACAACAAGGCUAGACUUGUAUUCAACUGCUCAUACCAAUACAACGGGCUAAGCCUCAACAGCCAGUUGCUUCCAGGUCCAAUUCUGGGACCUUCACUGCUUGGAGUCCUCCUCCGCUUCAGGGAGCAUACUGUGGCCAUAAGUGGUGACAUCAAGGCAAUGUUCCACCAAAUUCGGUUGCUGCCCGAGGACAGACCUCUGCUCCGCUUCCUAUGGAGAUCUAUGAGGAAGGAUGAGGAGCCAAGCGUGUACGAGUGGCAGGUUCUGCCUUUUGGUACAACGUGCAGUCCUUGUUGUGCCACCUAUGCCCUCCAAAGACAUGUCAGGGACAACCGCCAGGGUAAUGAAGAUAUCUUGGACACGGUGGAGAGGGCCUUCUAUGUCGAUAACUGUUUGCAUAGUCUCCAAUUGGCAGAGGAGGCUAAGACACUUAUAGAUCGGAUGCGGGAGUUACUCGCUAAAGGGGGAUUUGAGAUUAGGCAAUGGGCCAGUAAUGUUCCGUCGGUGGUGGAGCACCUACCAAUGGAAGCCAGAGCAGCCAGCACCGAGCUUUGGCUCUCCCAGCACAACCAAGACCCAGAAGAACCAGCUCUGGGCCUUCGUUGGAACUGUCUCACUGACCGCCUUGGAUACAGGCAUCGACUUGUGGAGUACUCUCUGCCCACACUGAGAAAUGUUUACCGGGUGAUGGCAUCACAAUAUGAUCCUCUGGGCUUCCUCAUACCCUUCUCAACUCGAGCAAAGGUUCUAAUUCAGGAUCUUUGGAAGGCGGGAGUUGGAUGGGAUGAACAAAUCCAUCCUACGGCCCUCCUAGACCGAUGGACACAGUGGGAGAAGGAACUAGUGGACUUGCCACAGGUGGAAUUACCAAGAUGCUAUGUCCCACCAAGAGCAGACACAGGGAGACCAGGGAGAGAGGCUCACAUAUUUUGCGAUGCCUCCGAGAGAGCUUAUGGAGCCGUAGCCUAUCUGCGAACACAGGACUCCCAAGGCGACGUCCACGUGGCAUUCACGAUGGCGAGGUCAAGAGUGAGCCCCCGGAAACAGAUUUCUAUGCCACGUUUGGAGUUAUGUGCAGCUCUUGCCGGAGCCCAACUGGCUAAAGUACUCGAGACUGAGCUGGCAUUUCAACCUAGUGACAUCACCCUAUGGAGUGACUCAACAACAGUUUUGACCUGGCUCAAAUCCGAUUCAUGCCGCUAUAAGGUCUUUGUUGGUACCAGGAUUGCCGAAAUACAAGAUCUUACAGAGGUGUCACGUUGGAGAUAUGUCAACACCGAAGACAAUCCGGCUGAUGACCUCACGCGAGGGAAAACCCUUCUCGAGCUGAGUCAACCAAACCGUUGGACUCAGGGCCCACCUUUCCUCUUAACGAACCCUGAUACCUGGCCAACUCUCCAGGGAGGCGAAGGGCAAGAGGACAAUGGGGAGCUUAGGGCAACGGCAUUCUGUGGAACCACCACCACAUGCAGUCCACAGCUAACGGUGCCAAUGUCCAAUUUUGGCAAAUGGAGUGAAGCGGUUAAGGCUACCGAUCGGAUCCUUCAUGGGGCGGCUGCUGAUGAAGGAAACCAUGUCAUGACUGCGACAGAUGCAUCAGCUGCUGAGCUGCAUCUCCUGAAACAAGCUCAGAAUGAUAGCUUCCCCGAAGAAUUACAGGCCCUGGCUGCUGGUAAGGCAAUUCAUAAGCAGAGUCGCCUGCUAACACUUGCUCCGGAGUAUGACCCGGCUAUUGGGCUGAUAAGAGUGGGGGGAAGACUCAGAAGAGCAGAAGGUCUGGACUUGGAUGCCAUGCACCCCAUAGUCCUUGACCCGCAGCAUCCGGUGGCUAAACUGCUGAUCAGAGAUUAUGAUGAGCAGCUGUUGCACCCUGGGCCAGAACGAGUGUUCGGGGAGAUGAGGAGAAAAUAUUGGAUUCUCCGAGGAAGGGAGGCAAUCAAGCGGCACCAGCACAGCUGUGGUGAGUGUCGAAGGUGGCGAGCCAGUCCUGAUGUUCCUCGGAUGGCAGAUCUACCCCCUGCGAGGCUGCGCCUAUACAAACCGCCCUUUUGGUCCACUGGAGUUGACUGCUUCGGUCCUUACAACGUCAAAGUAGGACGGCGCACUGAAAAGCGUUGGGGUAUCAUAUUCAAAUGCAUGACUACGAGCUGUGUGCAUCUUGACCUAUUGGACAGCAUAGAUACAGAUGCCUUUCUCAUGGCUCUGCGUCGCUUUAUUGCACGCCGGGGCAAGCCCUAUGAGAUUCUAUCCGACUGUGGCACCAACUUCAGGGGAGGAGAGAGCGAACUGCGGGCUAGUUUCUCAGCUCUUGAAGCCCCCAUUAAAGAGCAGCUGGCGGAGCAGAAGAUUGAGUUCCGGUUUAAUCCACCAGGUUCCCCCCAUUUUGGAGGUACUUGGGAACGGGAGAUAAGAUCUGUGAAGACAGCUCUUCAAGUGGUGUUGGGUGGCAAUACGGUCACAGAGGCAGUUUUGCAAACUGUGCUGAUCGAGGUGGAAGGGAUCAUUAAUGCAAAGCCUCUAGGGUAUGUCUCUUCGGAUGUCGCGGAUCCGGAUCCGGUCACACCCAACUUACUGCUAAUGGGGCGACGGGAUGCAUCACUCCCCCAGGUGAUUUAUGCUUCGAGUGAGAUGCUGGGAAGACGGCGAUGGCGUCAUAGUCAGAUUCUGGCGGACCACUUUUGGUCCAACUUCCUGCGUCACCAUCUGCCGGAUCUUCAGAGGAGACAAAGAUGGCAGGGAGAAACUGGCAACUUAGCCACAGGACAAGUGGUUAUGGUGGUUGACUCACAACUACCGCGAGCGCAGUGGCCUAUCGGAAAGGUGGUCAAGGUCUGUCCAGGGCCAGACGGUCGGGUGAGAGCAGCUGAGGUGACAAUCAAGGGACAGACAUAUCUUCGACCAGUUGCCAGAUUAGUCAGACUCUCAGCCUGGGACGAUGAUGAGGACUGUAAACUCAAUGAUGCUUAGACUUUCGGUUGAAGAGCAAAUUUA
Messenger RNA from Oreochromis niloticus (Nile tilapia), 6225 nucleotides. RefSeq lists its product as uncharacterized. The transcript is spliced from 2 exons. Bases 22 to 6201 code for a protein of 2059 amino acids. The record is from RefSeq and is a predicted model, not a curated record. Gene Ontology annotation, biological process: DNA integration. Gene Ontology annotation, molecular function: nucleic acid binding. NCBI's taxonomy places the organism in Eukaryota, Metazoa, Chordata, Actinopteri, Cichliformes, Cichlidae.